Suillus clintonianus is the source of this 1018-nucleotide messenger RNA. RefSeq lists its product as uncharacterized. The transcript is spliced from 4 exons. NCBI's taxonomy places the organism in Eukaryota, Fungi, Basidiomycota, Agaricomycetes, Boletales, Suillaceae. Gene Ontology annotation, cellular component: mitochondrial large ribosomal subunit. Gene Ontology annotation, biological process: mitochondrial translational termination. The coding region runs from base 98 to 682 and encodes 194 amino acids. Gene Ontology annotation, molecular function: translation release factor activity. The record is from RefSeq and is a predicted model, not a curated record.
UAUAUUUACAUCCAAACCUCUUGAUCAGGGUGACCCGCACUUUGCUUUCACUCACGAGCACCUAUUCUUUCAUAUCAAUGUUGGAAGUGGUAUAAUUAUGAUUUCUCGAAUUAAAAGAGUGUCGUGGUAUGCACUGACAACCACCUGGACUCGGAGGUGCCGGCUGAUCCACACCCUUCCAAUCCCUCCCUCGACCGCUUCCCUAUCCUGCGCAGAAGACCAGGAAGGUGCAAAGGUUUGGCUUCGCUCGUUCGAAGAAGCAAAAACCGUCCCGAAAAGUCUUGUCGAGCUUACUUUCUCUCGCAGUUCUGGUCCAGGAGGACAGAAUGUCAACAAAGUGGAAACCAAGGUUUCCGCGCGCUGCCAUAUAGACGCACCUUGGAUACCAAUGUGGGCGCGCGAGAGCCUCGUGAUGACGCCGUACUACGUCAAAACAUCGCAUUCUUUACUGGUUUCAUCUACUGUGUCUCGUUCGCAAGCACGAAAUAUCGAUGAUUCCUUGAGCAAAAUGCAUACUAUCGUGAUGGACGCUGCAAAAAACUUUAUUACCAGCGAACCCAGUGCAAAACAAAGACAAAGGGUCGCCAAUCUAGAAAAGGCACACGACAGUCGAAGGAGACUGGAGAAGAAUAAACGCAGCGCCGUGAAGAAGAUGAGGUCCAAUAAGGGAUGGAGCGAAUAGGAUCUUGGUUAGUACGGUGCACGAGCUAUCGGUACAAAACCUAUCUAACUGAGUAUUGAGAAGUUCAUAACAGCAUUCUACGUCGCGGAUCUAAUACUCAAAUAACAGCCGAUAUCUUUAACGAUAUAUGAGGAAAAGACGUAAAUCGAGCAAAUUAAUUAACUCGGGAAUCGAGUCAUCGACGAGAAGUGCCACUUUAUCCAUACCGUGCGCCGAGCACACUUUUCGAGAAGCCAUACAUAGGGGGUGCUAUAUUCCCGAAUGCAGCAAGGAAAUUUGCAUGUAAUCUUGCAACCAAGGGGAUUAUACGAGAGCGCAGUAAUAUCGCUCCAAUAA